UUAAGGUUAAUGGAUAGUUACAAGACGGACUACGUUUCUUGUCUGUUUGAUCAUCUGGUCUUUGUCUCUUUGUCUAAACUCUUUGUCUCCUAAUUUUCUUUCUGGAUCCAGAUUAACAAUCGGUAUCUGACUCUGUCUGUCUCUCUCUCCGAUUGUUUUGAGGAAGAUUUCGUUGCUGCUUCUAUGCCAACUUGUAGAGAACAUGGGAGAGUCUAAGGGGUAUGGGAAAGGAGGAGGACAAAUGAUUCCAACCGACAAGUCUGCAAAUUCUUACAACGUGUCCCUUAAGUUGUCUCCAGUUGUUUCUUUUUGGGAUUGUAUUGUCCGCACCAUGAGGUAUAUAUACCCGAUUGGGUGUAGUAGUAGUUCUUGACAUCCUUUCACCACCGCAGCAGAGAGUUUUAGUUCAGUUAUCUUAGUUAUAGAUAUAUAUAUAGAGAGAGAAAGCAAGCAAGUAAUGGAACAUCACGCGAUGUGCAAGCAAGUUCAGCCAUUAGCUAGGAAAGGGAAGAAGAUACAUAACGGUAAAGAUGAAUUCGAUCGUGUCAAACAAGCUGAGAAGAAGAAGAGACGUCUCGAGAAAGCUCUUGCUAACUCUGCAGCCAUCAGGGCUGAGCUUGAAAAGAAGAAGCAGAGGAAACUUGAAGAACAACAGAGGUUAGACGACGAAGGUGCUGCUAUUGCAGAAGCUGCUGCUCUGCACGUCCUACUGGGGGAAGAUUCUGAUGAUAAUUUCAUGCUUGGAGAGGGAAAGUGUUACAAGAUUGAUCUGUUUAGAGGUGAAAGAACCAACUAUGUUCCACGGCAAAGUUGCGCAAGCUAUGCGGUUCAAGGGAUUGGGUUUGACUCAAACGUUUAUGAACGUGGAGAUAGUAACUGGUCUGUGCCGCCAUACAAGCCUUUCAUGAGGGGUGCUUGGGACAUCAACAACAUGGGAGUAUCUGUGGAUUUGAUUGCUGCUCAGGCAGUCUCGUCGCUGCACAUAUCUGAGAACAAUGAUAGGAACGCUUUUGUCUUCUUUAAAUAAAAUGUUUCAGGGAUGAUUAUUGGCAGCUUGGUGCCAAAUACAGCUGCUAUUGUUCUGCUUUCUUUUCUUGUAACACUGCAAAGUUUGUUCGGAGUUGUACACACAUGAUACCAUUUUUAAUUGUCAUACCUAAUGUCACAAUUUUU
Messenger RNA from Raphanus sativus (radish), 1173 nucleotides. RefSeq lists its product as uncharacterized. Lineage: Eukaryota; Viridiplantae; Streptophyta; Magnoliopsida; Brassicales; Brassicaceae. The record is from RefSeq and is a predicted model, not a curated record. The transcript has 2 exons. The coding region runs from base 458 to 1027 and encodes 189 amino acids.